AUGGUGUGGUGGUUAUCAGUCCUCGCGGUAGCAGCUGUGGUCGCUGUUGUCGUGUGGCUCGUCGCCCUGGCCAGGUCAGACGGAGACUUGCUGCUCAUGUUCAAAGCCAAAUAUGGCAAGCAGCCAGACAGUCUAGCAGGAAAGGUUGUGUGGAUCACUGGGGCAUCAGGGGGGAUUGGGGAAUACAUCGCUUACUGUUUGGCCGAGGCUGGGGCCAGGCUGGUUCUGUCCGCUCGCAGAACUGAGGAACUGGAGAAGGUCAAGCAGAAAUGUCUAGAGCGAGGGAAAGACAAGAUUACAGAGAGCGAUAUUUUGGUUUUACCGUUGGAUGUUGUCGCAUUCGAUACCCAUAAGGCAGCAGUGCAGAAAGUUCUGGACACAUUCAAUAAGAUCGAUAUCCUCAUUAACAACGCUGGGCGGAGUCAGAGGUCACCAUGGAUGGAGGUGGAGCUGGAUGUGGAUCGUGAACUGUUUGAGCUGAAUGUUCUGGGACCUGUGUCUCUGACACAGCAGGUGUUGCCUCACAUGAUAGACAGGAAGCAGGGACAGAUUGUGGUCAUCAGUAGCUUGGUGGGCAAGAUUGGUUCGCCCUAUGUCAGAUCUUACACCGGCUCCAAACACGCCGUGCACGGUUACUUUGAAAGUCUGCGUACUGAGAUGGGAGAGAAGAACAUAGAUGUGACCAUCGUCUGUCCUGGCCCUGUGGUUUCAAACAUUUCUAACGCAGCUGUUGCUGGCACCAAGGAGGGAAGGCUGGAGCAUGGUGCUACUUCCCACAAACACAUGGCCACGCAACGGUGCGCUUACCUCACGUGUGUGACCAUCGCCAACAAACUGUAUGAGACCUGGAUGUCUGAACACCCUAUGUUGGCUGCUGCCUAUAUCAGCCAGUACUGUCCGGAUCUUCUCAGAUG
Candidula unifasciata is the source of this 914-nucleotide messenger RNA. The record is from the annotation of a GenBank genome assembly. NCBI's taxonomy places the organism in Eukaryota, Metazoa, Mollusca, Gastropoda, Stylommatophora, Geomitridae.